Cryphonectria parasitica EP155 is the source of this 5490-nucleotide messenger RNA. RefSeq lists its product as uncharacterized. The record is from RefSeq and is a predicted model, not a curated record. Gene Ontology annotation, biological process: RNA export from nucleus; protein import into nucleus. The transcript is spliced from 4 exons. Bases 1 to 5490 code for a protein of 1829 amino acids. Gene Ontology annotation, cellular component: nuclear pore inner ring. Gene Ontology annotation, molecular function: structural constituent of nuclear pore. Lineage: Eukaryota; Fungi; Ascomycota; Sordariomycetes; Diaporthales; Cryphonectriaceae.
AUGGCCUCACCACCAGACGCUGUUUACUUUCCACCCUUGGACCAAUGCUUGAAGGGUGACAAAGUACUGCUUUCUUGGAAGCUGGUCGCACCAGCCCUGCAAGAUAUUUCCGACGACCGUCUGUCAAGCGAUGUUGUUUCCGACUUUCUUCGCGAUACCCACGUCCACACGUUUCUCCAGGAUCCUUCCAAGGCAUUCAGCAAGGCCGAUGCCACGAGCAAAUCCGACUUCGAGACCAGGACAGCCGCUAUAAAUGUCACACCUACCCAGAACGACAAGUACGACAUCAAGGUUCUCAAGGAAGACACCCUGUGGCUGAGCCAGACUGCCGACAUCAAUGAAGUUGCCGCGCUGCGCAUCGUUGUCAUCGAGUUUCAGACUCGCGCACAGAGCCACCUCUCUGGCCCUCUGUCGACUCAAGACGUCAUAAAUCUUCAGCAAGCUGUUGGUGCCGACGGCACACAGGCAAACUCGCUUCUGGCGUCUGUCAACGCGGCCGAGAGCGUAGACGUGGAAACGAUAUGGUCAAACUUCAAUAUGGAAACGGGCAGACGCCGGCGGCUGCUCGAGACCUAUAUGUCUGAACGGCGCUACUUCAUGAUGUUUGUUGACGCUCUGCUGAACUUGAUGCUCGAGCACGCAAGCACGAGGCUAGUGGGAUCUAGAGCAGCACUGCACCAACAACUACUGCAGACAACCUUUGGCGACGCCAAUCUGGCUGGUGUGAGGCACGCAAGACGCGAAGGCCUCUUGACCAAAUACCUUGAGCUAUUGCCGGUUUACGUAGGCCGCAUCGACAAGGGACCGUCGGGGGUCCUGGAUGUUAUGAAUCUUGAGCUUGACUGGGUCAGGACAGUCGUCACGGAGACUCUGCACCUCCUGUCAUCUAUAUUCCAGAUCAUCGACCUUGUCGACACUUUUCUUCCCGCACAGAUCGUCUCUACUUGGUUCGAGUUCAUUGAUGUUUACGGUUUUUUGGAUCAGUUGCAAGGUGUGGACGAUCAGACGGCCGAAAUACUACAGCCGAUCAAGUCUCUCGUCUGUAUCAUAUCGAUGAAGCUUCUCAACCUUCCGAGAUCUGUUCCCUUCCUCGAUGGCGAUUCAGAGGUGACUUUGCACCCUGACGAGGAUUCUUACAUCACCUCGGAGGAAGUAUUGAAGCAAGUCGACGAGACCAUCAACAACGCAGCCAAUGCCGGCUUCGUUACGGCUGACCCAGUCAUCUUCUCGUGGACUCUGAUUUUGCAGCAGAUGCUUGCAUCGCAUCAUGAGCGGCAAGAGAGGAGAGACCUGCAGCAAAACAGACAGGCGCAGGAGGGGUUUGAACGCGAAAUACAGCAUGUCGAAGCCCGCCCUGGAGUCGGGAGACGCUCAUCUGCUGGGAGCAUUGUGUCCAUGGAAUCACAGUCAUACGACAAGUUUUUGAACACUGUAUUCGGAAACAGUCAGCAACAGCAAGACAUGCAGCGCAUCGAGCAGUUGGCGAUGGCUGUGACCGCUGGAGGUCAGAUGCACAAUUUUUUGACCGAGAUGGCCCUUGGCCUAGGGGAGUCACACAAUGCACCUUUCCGCCCAUAUCUUGGAGCGAGGCUGCGUUUCGUUUUGCUUGACUUCCUCAACUUCAGUUUCCCCGUCGUCGGCUACAUAUCUGAAUCCAUCUCGACAUUCUUCGCGGUUCUCUCAGCAGGUCGGGGAUAUUGGGAGAUCUACAAUGGCAGGACUUUGAGCGCCAGGGAGGACAUUGUCGUCAAAGCUAUGGACGACCGCCUGACGGUUCAAUUUUAUCUGAGCCAGGUCUGGCUCAGGUGGCCUUACGAAUUCACGCCAUUUACCAAUCUUUGCAAGAUAAUAUCCACCUCCUUUUCCGAGCAUGCGGCUUCGGAGCUCGGACGUAUCCUUGCCACUACUCCAGCACUGACAUUCCACCUGCCCGAUCCUUUUUGGGAAUUCUCAGGAGAAGAGACGGACUUGGGGAAGCUGGAACUGGUCAGGGACGUCCCAUUGUUCUCCGUCCUUCCGUCUCGCAAACGUCUCAUGGCAGGCGAGGAGCCUUUCUGCAUACCUGCUGGAACUCAAGGCCAGCUUGCGUCUGACUCGAGCCGAAUUGUCCAGCUCCAAUAUGUGCAUUCGACUUUUGCACUGUUAGGAAAGCGGCUGGAGACAAAUCUGAGCUCUGAUUCCUACGCCCUGGCUCUUGGCUCGCUGGAAGCAGAUGACCUUGCAGAGGCGAUUUCGCUCCUGGCAACUAUGGUUCGCAGCAAGGGUGCCAAAGCGGCAGCCAAGAAGAAUGCCUUUACAGCGGGUAACGCCGCCGCUUUGGAAAUUCUUCAACAAGCCGGCCGCGACCUACCACCCCACAAGGAUAUCGUUACUGUUAUCACGGACACCCUGGACUCUCAUAUUGAUGGCGACCUGGCGAACUUGGAGGCGUCCGGGAUCCGUGUCAUCACGUCUUGCCUACAGUUCUUGGAUUCAAUAUUACCCAUCUGUCCAGGCAGGGUGUGGUCAUACAUGACACGCUGCGACCUUUUGAUGAGUGCCUCCAAAGCUGGGAUGCUAUCGAGAAUCACCAGCACACUUGACCUCGUCGACGAACAGUUCGAUCUUUUGGUGACGGUUGUGAACUUUUUCUCUAGCUUGGUUGAGAGCUCGGUGGCGGGCGCAGUUCACAGAAAAAUGGGGUCUAAGGCAAUCGGUCGUGCUGCCGAAAUGGAAUACAUUUGGCAAGGCACAUCCGACAAAGCUCUGAGUCAAGUCACUCUUUCGAUUGCGCAUACGUCUGUCGACAUCCUUGAGAAUUCGUUGACGUGGCGAUUCCCAUCAGAAGUCCACCGCAGCGUUCUUCUUAGCGACCUGAUACCCGUCCUGAACAGACUUGUCAUCUAUUCCCUAGGUGCAGGUGAUUCACAGGGCGAGAAGAGGUCGAGGGCACUGACAGCCUUCCUGGAACCGGCUGCAAACUACAUCGUUGACGGAUUUUUGUCCUCGACCCCCUCGUCAUUGAGGUUUCAACCGAUCCUCGCCUCAAUGUUGGUGGCGCUGGGUCUGCCUGACUCCACGUUGUAUCAGAGGCGGACAAAGAUAAUUACAAACCGCCAGAUUGCUUUUCUGAAUCUCGCAACGACGCUGAUCCGAGUUGCAAACCUCAAAGCGAUGCCAGCAACUGCGAUAGAAGGACAACUUCUGAAGUGUUCCUCGCUACUAGCUCGGCUUUGUGCGACAGAUGCUGUCUAUAGAGACCCCACUCUGUCGCUUCUUGGUGCUCUAGCGGAGCGAAUCAACCGUGAAGAUAGCGAAGCGCCGUCCUUGCUUGGUUAUUUGGGGCCACAAGUUUCGCGAUCAUUCCUGCAGACGAUCUCGAGACUAGACAAGCCUUUCGAUAGGCCGACAGAGUCUAAGAAUGCAUGGGCAUUCUUCUCCACCAUCAUGCGUAACGGACAGCAUUGGAUGGCAAAUUCCUUGUUGACGGGCAAGACGCCACGCGAGGCCCUAGGCGGCAACGGCAAGAUGUCCAAAUUGGCACCAGACUCCAUUCUCAAGACGGCUGUGACACGCUUACGAUCAAUCAGCACAUUACCUACUUCGGAGACAUUGGCGAUCUUAGAUCUGCUGACCUCGGCACACAACUACUGGCAAUGGACUGUAUUUGCUUCGCAGGAAGACAACAGUUGCCUCAAUGAGUUGCGAGCUUACGUCCGAGACCUUAAACCAAUCUCCACGACUGUCAAGACAGAUGCCAGCCGAGCGUGCGAUGAAGCACGUAUUGCGGCUUAUAUCGCAGAAGCCUUUGCAAUGCACCUCUACCAUCUUCGAAAGACAGGUCGCGAGGAGGAGUUUGCUCGAGAUCUUGCCAAUGACAUCGAUUAUUACCUGCGCGACGGUGUGACGGUGGCUGGCUACAACAGCUCGUUGCAUGGCAACUUUGCCAAGAACUUCUCGAAGCAAUACCCGGGAUUCUCGCUUGAGAGUUUUCAGCGGGCGCUUCUCUUGCCCAGAGAACUUGGCGAUGACUACUAUUAUGCACUUGGUGUAGCUGACAGGAUGCUGAUGUUUGAUCCGGGUUGGGUUGGGCCACGGGAGAGAAAUGGUUUCAGGGAUGAGAUGCAGGCUGCCAAUCUCAACCUCUCUCUCGUGGACGCGCAAGUUGCUCUGUUCCAUGCUUGGGAGUUCCUACUACUUGAGCUCAGCAGUUGUCUUCCGGCGAACGAGCACCUGAUCACUACUCAGAUGAUGCAGGUCGCGAGACAAUGUCUUGACUGCAAUCAAGCCAAACAGGGACCCGAACGUAUUUUCCUGAGGAUUACAAAGUCUCGUGCAAACCUUGCACUGGUGAUCAUGCAACGUCUUCCGCCAACAUCUCUGACGCCCAGAGACGCUGCUGAGCUUCUGAUCACUGCAUGGGCCACUCUGAGCAGCAUCGAGAACCCUCUGGUACCCGAACAAAUUCAACACUGGAGAACAAUGCUCAGAAUGCUCUAUGUGGCGCUUCGGGCAUACGGUACCUCUUCAGCAAAUGCGACAAAUAGUAACAAGAGUGCGAAUGACAGCCGACUCGUCGAGGUUACCCAGUGUGUUUUCAACAUUCUACACCGAGUUGUGGCCCAAGGCUUUCGGUCCUUGGUCUCGCUCAUUCACGACACGGAAGUUGCGGUCUUACCAGAAGACCUGGCCCUCAUCACUGCUAUUCUGCAAGCAUGUUUAUGCCUACCAGCCAUGGACGAGUACGCUGGCGAGGUCCUGAGUAUCAUGAUCUCGGAGGACGUUGGUCGGGCUGCGCUAUCUUUGUUCUCCUGGGCGGAAAAAUUUGCGGUCAGCGGCGAUCCCAUCUAUGGAGAGCUCAGCAUACUGUUCCUGCUGCAGCUGUCCAACGUUCCGGCUAUGGCUGAACACCUUGCAUCUGACGGCCUGCUGGCCCAGAUUGCUGCAGCCAGCAUCACUACCCGUAUCCAGCAACCGAACGUGAAGCCUUUUGCGGACAACAUAGGGGCCCAACGCUGCUAUGAUAUCUGGGCGAAGGGCAUCCUCCCGCUGCUUCUUAAUGUGCUGUCCGCGCCAGGACUUGGACCGAACAUCGCCACCGAGGUCGCCUACGUUCUCAACCAGUUUCCCAACCUGCUGGAUAGCAGCGCCGAGCGCGUAGAAGCACCAGGCAUGAGCAGGACAGCUUCGAAGGGAGUCCACUUCGUCACACUCUUGGGCGUCUCGGAGAUCAACUCACUUGCACUUUUGACACGCGUUUUGAGCGGGUACAGGACGAAUUUCAAUCGUGAAAUUCCGGAGGUGUCUUGGGACUCGGCCACAGUGCUAGAGUGUGUGGACUAUUGGCUGUCGACCAGGAAAAUGCUGCGCGAGAGGUUGGUAGCCCUGGGCCAGCGAGAGGCUGAUUGGAAGAACAUGAAGACGUCUACGGAGGGCGUCAGCUUGCUGGAGGAGAAAGUGAUCUCAUUACUUGAGGCUGUCAAGGAGGUGCUUAGUGACGAUCUUGAGUGA